AUCAUUAGCAGCUUAGUUGUCAUCCACACAAUACACAACGCAGCACUGAAUAAAUGUGUAUUUCCUGUUUUUAAUGUAUGUAUACAAAUCAAAUCAGAUACACGAAGAUCAAUGGAAGUGUCAAACAAAGGAUUUACUUACGAUUUCAAUAAUGAGAGACGUGGAAUAGCACUGCUGAUUCACAAUGAAGUAUUUGACAAAUAUUCUGGCUAUAAAGACAGGCCCGGGGAUAGUGGAGAUUUUAUCCGAAUGCAGGAGAUAUUCACAAAACUAGGUUUUGAUGUUGAUGCGAAGAGAAAUUUGACAGGUAGACAAAUAUUCAGCACUAUACAAAAAGUUUCAGAGUCCAAAUUUCAUGAAAAAUCCGAUUGUUUUGUCUGUGUCAUUGCUUCACAUGGAGAAGAAAUGCAGAUUGAAACUAAAAACAAUGUCAUUAUCAAAGAACAUGUCAUUGUUGGCACUGAUGGACAAUGUGUCAAAACAAGUGACAUUGUAGAAAUGUUCAAUGAAGACUAUUGUGAAGGCCUAAAAGAUAAACCGAAAUUAUUCUUUAUUCAGGCUUGCAGAACAAGUAAUGCUACCGUUUUGGGAAUGGACAGUGGGCAUACACUAACAAUAACAGAACGAAAGCAGCCGCAAGGUGGCAUUGUUGAUGGCGUUGAGGAUAUGCAAGUUGACUCUAAAAUAACCGAUAAUGUUGAUUCCAGCUAUAUACCAACACAUGAAAAUCAAAAGUCCAACAAUGAAAACUCUCAGUGUGAAGAUAACCUGGAAACAAGACACUUAUUAUCUGCAGAAACGUACCUCAGCAGACGACAGCUAGUUCAUCAGGUAACAGACGUUGAAUGCCCUGAAGAUACUUUACUGAUGUUCGCCUCUUUAUCCAAUAAUUUUGCAGUUCGAAAUUCCUCUGCUGGUGGCUGGCUAUUAACUAGUCUGUACAGUCAAAUCAAGGAAUAUAUAGAGACUGGUAAAAUAUGUUCGACAGAAUUUACCCAAAUUCUAAAUGGUGCUUUGAAAGAAAUGACGACAAAGAACUUCAAACCAUCUGAUAUCACUUCACGUUUGUACGGAGCAUUUUCUCCUGGCUGUUUUACGCAUUGUUUGUCCAGGGAUGUAUUCUUUCUGGAAAAGCAAUACAAAUAGAACUGUCGCCUUGUUGAUCAUAUGUUUUCAUAUGGAUGACUUGUUUGAAAUCAAUUUAUUUCUUGUUGAUUCUACAUGCAUUUAAACCAACGAAGUCAUGAAAUGAUCUCAGCGUAUAAAUUUAUUCUUUGGCUUCAUGUUAUUUUCAACUAAGCUUACAUAGUGUUUAAUUUUGCAAUUUUGUCUCUUCAAUAUUUGAAAUUACAUGUAUAUUUUAAUUAUUACAGCAGUGACAAUGAUAGACAGUUUCCAUUACACAGAGAUUACACAGUGUUCACAUAUUACAUGAACAAUUGUUGAAUAAAGUUUGACCUUAAUUUCAAUAAAUACAGGAACCUCUUCAGAAAAAAAACCUCAUCCUUGACUAUGAAUUAUUAUUUACAUUUUUCCUACUAAGUGGUACAAAUUAUAUUUAGUGGUUUUUAUGUGUUUGACUGCACUAAUUUCAUCAAACUUGAUAAAAUCUAGAUAUUUAUUUAACUGCCCUUACCUUAAGCUGAAAAAUGACAACAAAGUGUUGUCCGUUGAGAUGCAAACUCUACGAUAAAGUAAUAUCUUCAAUUUUGUUAUGUUUUGUCUUGGUUUUUUUUAUAUUAUUUGUGGUAACAUUCCACUACAACUAGCGUGUAGGGUGUUUUCUCUGUUGAUAAAGCACAUACAUACGUAUUGCUGAUUUCGAUUAUUUUAAUAAAGGUCGAUACCCACUA
This is a messenger RNA of Mytilus californianus (California mussel), 1853 nucleotides long. Its product is annotated as caspase-3-like. Bases 112 to 1146 code for a protein of 344 amino acids. Gene Ontology annotation, biological process: proteolysis; apoptotic process. The transcript is spliced from 5 exons. The record is from RefSeq and is a predicted model, not a curated record. Lineage: Eukaryota; Metazoa; Mollusca; Bivalvia; Mytilida; Mytilidae. Gene Ontology annotation, cellular component: cytoplasm.